Rodentolepis nana is the source of this 1653-nucleotide messenger RNA. The record is from the annotation of a GenBank genome assembly. Lineage: Eukaryota; Metazoa; Platyhelminthes; Cestoda; Cyclophyllidea; Hymenolepididae.
AUGGCUCUGCCGCAAGAUGUUGGUAAACCUUGUCUUGAUUGUGGAUCGGAGUGUCCUGGAUUUAAGUUACAUCCAUGGAGAGCAUCGUGCAAUAAUUGUCUUUGCUCUUUCAACAAACAUGCGAUCACUGAAUCGUCGGGAACUACAUACUUGCACGAGCUAGAACUGCCAGAUACUGCGUUAAUUAAGGCAUUUGAAGCUGCACAAGCGAUUGCCAAAGAACACGAACUGAAUUGGCUCCCAAUAGGAAUUCAGGCUUCCGAGAUCGAAGCAUUUCUUGCUUCCCUCCCUGCCAAUGAACUUCCAAGGGGAGAUACUUAUGCCCAAAUGCGAUUGAAACGCAUCCGUAGCCAAGUUCCUCCACAAGAUCGCAAACCGUCGGCGUCACUAAACACUGCAAAGCUCAAUCUUGUGUCGUCUGAUGCGCACGUAAAUUUAGAUGGCGAAAUUCGGGAAGCAACUCGUUUUCAAGUUAACCGUAAUAAACGUGACUUUGGUAUUGGAAGGAUUGAUCGUUCUUCUACGAAUCCUAAUAUCGCUUGUUUCGAGUGCUCUGAGCCAAUUGGAUUCCACGAACUUCGCGUCCACGUUCGUCAAGAGCAUCGAUUGGCUAACUCAGCUGAUGAUGUCCCUUCAUGGCAUCCAGGAUGUUUCCGCUGCGCGACUUGUUGCGAACAUCUUGUUGAUUUCGUAUAUUGUUGGCUAAAUGGAAAACCCUACUGUCUUCGACACUAUGGCCAGUUAGUUCGUCCGCGUUGCUCUACUUGUGACCACUUAAUUUUUUCGGAGGAAUAUAUACGUGCAAUGGAUCAGGAACACCAUACGGGUCAUUUUGCUUGCCGUAGCUGCGACGUCUCUCUAACCGGUCAACGCUACAUCCUUCGUGAUGAGGAACCCCAUUGUCUGGCCUGUUAUGAGGCGAAAUUCGCCAACACAUGCGAACAAUGCAAAGAGAAAAUUGGCUGCGAUUCCAAGGAUUUAUCUUUCAAAGAACGUCACUGGCACGAGAAAUGCUUCAAGUGCUCGGCUUGUAAUACCUCGCUGGCAGAUCGUCCAUUUGCGACCAAGGAUGAUCAGCUUUUUUGCUCAGACUGUUAUGAUGAACGCUUCGCGGCACGUUGUGACGGUUGUCAGGGUGUCUUCAAGGCCGGAAUGCGCAAAUACGAGUACCGAGGUCAACAAUGGCAUGAGGAGUGCUUUGUCUGUGUGGAGUGCAAACAGCCAAUUGGUGCCAAGAGCUUUAUUCCUCGCGAAAAUCAAGUCGUUUGUGUGCCCUGUUAUGAGCAAAAGUAUGCUCAAAGAUGCAGCAAGUGCUCUGAGGUUAUCAGACGCGGUGGUGUCACUUAUAAGGGCAAUCCUUGGCAUAAAGAGUGCUUUACUUGCACUAGCUGUGGUAAACAACUAGCUGGACUUAAAUUUACCUCGAAGGAUGAACAGCCCUAUUGUGCAGAUUGUUUUGGCGAUCUCUUUGCUAAGAAGUGUACCAAAUGCGGAAAACCAAUUACUGGUUUCGGAGGCUGCAAAUUUAUUUCAUUUGAAGAUCGUCAUUGGCAUUCAGAGUGUUUUGCCUGCAGCAAAUGUAAUGCCAAUCUCGUUGGACGUGGUUUCCUGACAAAUGAGGAUCAAAUUAUGUGCUCGGAUUGUGGUCGUUAA